UUCUUUUUCUUGUUCAUUUUACGGGCCAUACAGCAAAGGGACUGUAAAGACAAUCGUGAAAAACCCUAGGUCGAGAUGGCGGCUAGAAAUGCAAUCCUCAAACACUUGAGAAUCAACGUGCUUUCUGCUCGAACCUUGAACCCCAGACUCUCCUUCACUGAUCUUAUUCGCCGUCAUUUCUCCGAGGAAGUGAGGGGCUCGUUUCUCGAUAAAUCUGAAGUCGCCGAUCGUGUCGUUUCUGUUGUCAAAAACUUCCAGAAAAUCGACCCUUCUAAGGUUACAGUGAAUGCCCAUUUCCAGAAUGAUCUUGGUUUAGAUAGUUUGGAUACAGUGGAAAUUGUCAUGGCACUGGAAGAAGAAUUUGGUUUUGAGAUACCUGACAAUGAAGCAGACAAGAUAAGCUCUGUCAAUCUUGCUGUUGAUUUCAUUGCAUCCCACCCUCAGGCAAAAUAGGAAAACAAACCGCUACUUUUAUCACUUACACCCGCAAAGUAGCUGCAUAAAAACACUGUUUAAUCUUUCUUGGGCUAUUUUUCAUUUGUUUCAGAUUUGGGGGUUGUAUUUUGAGUAUUCUCUGGCUUUACUGCUUUUGUCAUAAUUCCAGAUGGUGGAAACUACUAAAUAUUAAAAAGUUAAUUAUUUAAAUUAGUUUUGUGUUUUUUUAA
Messenger RNA from Daucus carota subsp. sativus, 665 nucleotides. Its product is annotated as acyl carrier protein 2, mitochondrial. The record is from RefSeq and is a predicted model, not a curated record. Gene Ontology annotation, cellular component: mitochondrion. Gene Ontology annotation, molecular function: acyl binding; acyl carrier activity. Gene Ontology annotation, biological process: fatty acid biosynthetic process. The coding region runs from base 76 to 453 and encodes 125 amino acids. NCBI's taxonomy places the organism in Eukaryota, Viridiplantae, Streptophyta, Magnoliopsida, Apiales, Apiaceae. The transcript is spliced from 2 exons.